CCUUUUACUCGGGUCAAAGUUUCGCUCGAAAGUCACCGGUGAGAAUAAUAACAUUAACAAAAAAAAACAAAACAUGGACGCUAACUCGAGUUAAUGUGAAAACUCUAGCUGUUUAUGUUGUAAUCGUUAGAUGCCGGUCGUUGCCUAGCGCCAGCUGAAGCAUGAUGCAUCCCGAGCGUUCCUCAACGAGCUACUCCCUGCGGAGACGGCAGGCAGAUUCGGCCCCCCAGGGCAUUCUGAGCACCGGUCUACUGCGGGGCUUCAUCCAGACGGCCGGGCCUCUUCCUUCUACUUGCUGCUCCCCAGGGGUCCAUGCAGCUAACGUUGAUGCUGCCCAGCCUGCACAGAUGUCAUCUCCUUCCCCUUCCUCCUGCACCAGUUCCUGCUCACACAAGUCUCUCAGCACCUUGCCAAGCAACAUGGGCAAGCCAGAAUUCACAGACACAGGAUGGGGCCGCAUCAAGCUUUUUAAGAAGGACAUGACUCACAAGUACCCGGAGGAGUUGAUAGGCGUGAUCAAUAGUGGUUUUGUGGCCGCAAUAGCAGGUUGGGUGUACGGAGGUGUACCAGCAGCCCGUGAUGCCCGCCAGAGAUACAUCGAAGUGAGCCGGGCGGAGAUCUACAGGAGUCGUAUGGAGGCCGUGCGCUCGUCCCAUAACGCUGCUAUCAGAAGUUUUAUCAGAUACGGAUGGAGGUGGAGCUGGAGGGUGGCUGCUUUUGUCAUCUUGUUCAAUUCUUUGAGCACCGGGCUGUAUGUUUUCCGAGACAAAUACACUGUGAGUAACUACAUUGCUGCUGGAGCUGUGACUGGAGGACUUUUCAGACUGAACCUGGGCCUCAGAGGGCUGCUGGCAGGAACCAUCAUCGGAGCAGUUCUGGGGUGUCCCACUGGUGCCUUGAUCGUGGGAAUACAGUCCUUGGCGGGAGAAAGUGUCUGUGAGAGGAGGAGGAGGGAGCGCCGAGAGCUAUAUGAACUCAAACUCCAGGAAUGGAUGGCCCGCCUGCAGCUGACAGACCAUGUCAUCAGUGAUCUCAACACCUGCUCUCAGGAGGAUGAACCCAGUAAAAACCUGCAGAGGAUUCAAGAGCUGCUCAGUUUGCCGCGGAACGAGGGUUCACCUCAGGACACAAGCAACCAAUGAUGCUAACUUCCUGUUUUGCUGUGAAGGUGGGACUCUGGAUUUAAAGAGACACCUUCUGUUCCAUUGAGUGGGAGCUGAUUUACGGCUGCAUGACAGGCCCAUGAGCAAGGCAGCCAGGUGGCUUGGAUUUCACUGUAAAUCCUUAAUAUUACACAGUCGAACAAUUUUUGGGAUGAUGAUGUUUCCCACAUGACUUGUCCAUCCGCUCACAAAGUUUUGAUCAGAUGAAUGUUUGAAAUGUGACGCCGUCUGUCAUCCAGCACAGCGUUUGAGAAAAUAGAUUUUCUUUUCUUUGUCUUUGUGUCUCUGCAGUCUGCCUUUGUUUUCGCCUCACAGGCUUUUCGGCAAAUAGGUCAAACACAGGCUCAGCCCCCUGCUGUCAACAUGCUGUGACGCAGCAAUAGAUGGCAUCCAGGCCACUGCUGUGACAGCCAGUAGGAGCAGAUCGACCAAUAAUUUAGAGUUAAGAACCACGAUUAGUGAUGGUCGUAUGAAGGUAAACUUUUUGUAAGAAAUUACGUCAGGAAAAACAACUGCCACAAUAAAUGUCUGUACAGCGGUUCC
Molecule: messenger RNA, 1706 nt
Organism: Thalassophryne amazonica
Lineage: Eukaryota; Metazoa; Chordata; Actinopteri; Batrachoidiformes; Batrachoididae
Gene: timmdc1
Product: translocase of inner mitochondrial membrane domain containing 1
Cellular component (GO): mitochondrion
Source: RefSeq, a predicted model, not a curated record